UGUCACAGUUAAAGUAAUACACAGGGAUAUAAAUUAACACUCGCCCAGUCGCCCAGUGUGACAAGAUUUGAAGCUGGUCGAGUCAAUUUUCCAAAAUAUUCGCCCAGCCGGCGAAUGGCUUUGGAUUCUAUUAAUGUCAAUAUUCUGGGUUUUUCCGAGACUGUCUUAUUAAUAUGCACUACGUCACUUAAAUCGACCAAUCAAAAUUACCGAUAUAUACUACGACCAAUCGGAAUACGCGGAUCAUUUACUCCGUCACUAACAAUGGCUGCGCCCGUAGAAAUACAAGACUAGAAAGUAGAGGUUUAUUGAAGGUUGUUAAAGAGCUUAGAAUGGUCGGUCGCGGCGUCAAAAGGAAAUAUUAUCAGGAUUAUUUAAAGACCUAAAGGCCAAUGAGGACUUUAAUGAAACAUGGGCUGUUAAUAGACUGCGGCUGCAUAGAACACCGACCGAAACAUGAGACACGCAGAUGUGAAAUAUGGCCACUUCAGUGAAGAGUAAUUUAGCACUAAGUCUAUCUUACAUACGAGAUCCUGCAGCCAAGGUACGAGAACUGUGCAAUCAUGCAAGUCAAGUGGAAGCAGAACCUGCUGUGCCAGCACGGCGGUACCUACGAUCUGGUCUUGAAAUGUUGAGAAUGGCCAAGGUCUAUAAAGACGAAGGAGAAUAUGAAAGUGCAUUCAUAUUAUACAUGAAGUUUAUCACAUUAUUUGUGGAGAAGCUGCCAAGGCAUCCUGGAUACAAGGAAGCUCCACAGAAUGAAGUAGCCAAUAUCAGACAGAAAGUGAAGCAGGUGUUUCCUGUAGCUGAAGAACUGAAAGGCAAAUUGACUGUCAAGUAUACUGAACAAGAGAAACAAAGGGCAGAAGAAGAAAGGAAAAAAGCAGAAGAGAUUGCACGAGAACAGGAAAAAAUACGUGCAGAAGAGGAAAGACAAAGAAAGGAGGAAGAGGAAAGAAGCAGAAAACUACGAGAACAGUCAGAGGAAUUAUGGUUACAAGAACAAGAAGAGAAAUUCCGCCAACUUCAAGAACGUGAAAAGGAAAAGCAGAAAGAUAAAGACAGAAGGGAUCCAAAUAUUUUAAUCGAUGACACGGGAGAAAACAGACCAUCAUCGGGAUUGAAUAAUGAAAGAGGAAGCGUGCCAUCCGGAAGCUUGAGUUUUGUACCAAAUGAUCUACGUCAAGGUCAGCGACCGAAAUUAGAGAAAAAUUUGUCACAGGAUUACACGCCUAAUAUACCUGACAGGCCUGAAAUUGACAGAUCUACUAAACCUCCACAGGACCAAUUUGGGAUAACUGAUGGUUUUGGAGAAAACAAAUAUGGCUUGAAGAAUGUUUUAGUUCCGAGAGAUAUUGUUACAAAGUUUAUGAAUAUUGCGGAACAAAAUACAAGGAGAAAUGUGGAAACUUGUGGCAUUUUAUCAGGAAAAAUGGAUCAUGGAGUGUUCUUUAUUACCCAUGUGUUGGUACCGAAGCAGACGGGUACGUCCGACAGUUGUAAUGCAGAAAACGAAGAGGACUUGUUUGAAUUUCAAGACAGCAAUGACUUGCUAUCCCUAGGCUGGAUUCAUACCCAUCCAACCCAAACAGCAUUUUUAUCAAGUGUAGAUCUACACACACAUUAUCCUUACCAACAACUGAUGCCAGAGGCUGUCGCUAUUGUGGUCUCACCAAAGUUUAAUGAAACGGGUGUUUUCAUGUUGACACCAGAUCGUGGUCUACCAGAAGUUGCCAGAUGUAGUAAGAGGGGCCACCAUGAACACACAAAACAUCCACCUGUGUUUGAGACUUGUUCCCAUGCAAGAUUUGUAGAUGAUAGAAAUGUUAUUCUAGUUGAUCUGAGGUCAAAAUAACAGCUAGUUUGGCAGAAUAGGUUUAUACAAGGUGUUGACAAGGAAACAAACCUAUAUAUAUAUAUAUAUAUAUAUAUAUAUAUAUAUAUAUAUAUAUAUAUAUAUAUAUAUAUAUAUAUAUAUAUAAAGACAAUUACUGGAAGUAGAAGUUUCGGGAAGCUACCACCAUGUAACAGAGGCUUGUGAGAAAACAGUGAAGCAUAACUCCAACAUAACUGCAACAUAGAUUAAAAUUAAAUUGAUUUUAAUUUUGACUAAAAAUUCUCCACUGAUUCGAUAAUCUGUGUUUUUGAGCUGUUCCAUACUUUCUAUGGUUCAUACAAUUUUAACUUUUAUAUCAACUUUUAAUGUGUAACCCAACAAAAUUUCCAACUGUCAUUACAGGUCUACUACAUAAAGUAUCUUGUAAGUGCUUAUUGAAUACUUUAUUGGUAUCCAUGUAAUGCUCCUUUUACUAAACAUCACUUAGGUACAAUGAAACAAAAACAUAAGUUGUUAGAGCUGACCAAGUCCCAAUCCAUGACUCUAGUUACCUCCCCUGACGGUCCGUCAAAAAAAUACAUCAAAAGAGAACUAAAGUUUGGGGGAAUCAGAGGUAUUAUUCAGAGGACAGUAAUAUAUCUGACUUGUACCAAUGCAUCUAUAUGCAUUACUUAUAUCUACACUGAAAUUGAAAAUAAACAGCAAUACUUGUUUCAAAAGCCAGGACAGGAAUUUUUUUUUUUUUUUGAAACUUGGAAAAAUCUCGGGCUUCACGUGUAUAAUUUUCAGUUUUCUAACUUAAGUGCAUAUUUUUCAACAUCUAAACUUACAGUUUAUCUUAUCAAAAAUAUUUAUUAAAUGGCAUCAGAAACAUAUUUUCAUAAUAUAUUUCUUCAAGUUUUGACUUUAGCACAGCAAGAUUUAGUAUCGACUUACAGUAGUCCAGUCAAUAGCACAAACUAUAGAUCAGUGAUUUCUAAAUAUGUAAUCAUGUAAUAGUUUCCAACAGAGGUCAAGUCAGUGUGCUUACAGUUCCAUAAUGCUUUCUGUAUACUUUAAAAAAAACCCAGCAUAUCCUGAUAAAGAAAGUUAAUUCCUGAAGUAAUAACGAAUAUCAAAGGGAGGCAAUAACUCAUUAAACUGAUGUAAAAAUUGCAAACAGAACUGUAUGUCUUCAGAAAAACUUGAAGUCAGCGACUUGAACCACUUGGCCAAGGAGGCCUUUUAUAUAUAUAUUUGGGUAUAUAUAUAUAUAUGUGACAUUCUCUGUAAACUGUGGCUUUGGCAUUCUCUAGUAUGAACAAAAAGCCAGGUAUAAAUCUGAACCACAAUAUCUUAUGAAAGUACAGAAACAUCAUACAAAAGGCCUCCAUGGCCAAGUGGUUCAAGUCGCUGACUUCAAAUCAUUUGCCCCUCAUCAGUAUGUGUUCAAGCCUCACUUCGGUCGUAAAAUUCUUCAUGAAAGGAAGCUAUCCAGCUGGCUUAUAGAAGGUCAGUGGUUCCGCCCAGACACUGGAGGAGUACCUUGUGUCUUCCUCCACCAUCAAAUGCUGGAAAGUCACCAUAUGACGUAUAACUGUAUCAGUGUGAUGUUAAACCAAACAAAAAAACAAAAAUAAAGAAACUCCAUACAAGAAUAUGUAAUUGCACGGAAAUUACUAAAUGCCGUUACAGGUCCACUACCUUAAGAAAACAAUUAUUUAUCCACUUAUUUCUUUCUACUGUCAUUGACAAGAUUGAUGAUGACGGAACAUUUUUAUAAGCUUUAUAAUUUUGUUUAGAUACAAUCAUUCAAACUGUACAUGAGAACAAAUACUAUAUAUUAUGCUGUUGGAAAAUACAUCUUUAGCUCGCCUGAUUGUUGAAAAAAAAUCUACGAGUUAUUGUCGUCACUUUAUUUGUCGGAGUCGGCAUUGGUUGAAAUUUUUGUUUAGGUCCACCUUUUCUCAAAAACUAUAUGAGCUACAGCUUUGAAACUUUGCACACUUGUUUAUCAUCAUUAGGUGACUAUGUAGGCCAAGAACCAUAGCUCUGAUUUGCAUUUUUGUCAGAAUUAUGGCCCUUUUUGCACUUGGAAAAUUUGAUUUUCUUGGUUAAAAUUUUGUUUAGGUCCACUUUUCCCCAAAACUAUAAGAGCUACAGCUUUGAAACUUUGCACACUUGUUUAUCAUCAUCAGAUGAGUAAGUAGAUUAAGAACUAUAACUCUAACCUGCAUUUUAUCUGAAUGGCCCUUUUCGUUCUUAGAAAAACUUGAAUUUCUUGGUUAAAAUUUUUGUUUAGAUCCACUUAACUUGAAUACUAUAAGAACACUAGCUUUGAAACUUCGCAGACUUGUUUAUCAACCUUAGAUGAGUAUGUAGGCCAAGAGCCAUAAGUCUGAUUUGCAUUCAGUCAGAAUAAUGGCCCUUUAUAUACUUAGAAAAUUUGAAUUUCUUUUUAUUUAGGUCCACUUUUUUAAUUCUAUAAGAGCUAUAAUUUUAAAAGUUUGUACACUUGUUAAUUAUCAUUACAUUAGUAUGUAGGUCAAGAACUAUUACUCUCUUGCAUUUUGUCAGGAUUAUGGACCUUUUUAACUUAAUCAGUAUUUCUUGGUUGUUUUUUGUUUAAUUUCACUUUUUUUUGAAUACUUACAGUAGCUUUGAAACUUCAUAUUGUUUUUUUGUCAUCAAUUAAGAUGAGUAAGAAGGCCAAGAACCAUAACAUUUUUCUUACAUAUUGUCCAGCACCUGCAGAUGAGCAAUGGCAGCCGCAGGCGGUGCUGUUGUUAUUUCAUUGUGUCGCAAACUCGCAAAAUGAUGUUAUGUGAUCAGUAUUGUUCCAAGCUGCUUAAGUAAAUUUGUUGUUUAAACAGGUGUAAAUAUUUUACUCUAGUCAUUCUCUAACUUUAAAUGUAAAUUGUUAUAUCAUGUGAUGCCAACUCCAUAAUUUAGAUACCAUAACAGCUAGAUAUCAUUUGUGUCAUUGCCACAGUAGUGUUAAUGUCAGCCUUCCAUAAUAAUUGUUGUCUUUCAGUUUCAGUCAGUGUAUAUAAUUGAUGGCUGAAUAGUUACAAUCACUAGCUUCAAAUCACUUGCACCUCGCCGAGAUUGGUUCGAGCAUCACUGAGGGCGUUGAAUUCUUCAUGUGAGGAAGCCAUCUAGCUGGCUUACAGAAGGUCGGUGGUUCUACCUAGGUGCCUGCCCAUGAUAAAAUAAUGCACAGAGGUGCAUCUGAGAAUUUCCUCCUUCGUCAAAAGCUGAAAAAUCACCAUAUGACCUUUAAUUGUUCUUCUCUGAUAGCGUGUGUGUCUGUUCGUCAUAUUUCUUGUCCAGAGCGUAACAUAAUAACCAUUCAAUAGAUUCACUUUAAAGUAGCAUAUAAGUAGGUGGCAAUGACAUGAUGUGUAGAGUGCAUGGACCAGGUCUGUAGGCCGCAGGUCACAGCAAGGUCAAAUUUGUCCGUCAUAUUUUGUGCCCAGAGCAUAACUAAAGUAUAGACUUCCAACUUGGCAUGUAGGUAGGUAACAAUGAUACGAUGUGCAGAGUGCAUGAACUUGGUCAGAGGUCAAGAUCACGUGUUAAAAAUUGUUGAUUACAUUUUUUUCCAGAGCACAGCUUCAAAACUUUUCAAGGUAUUGACAUUAAACAUGGAAUUAAGGUGUGUGAUAAAAUGAUUUGUUUAGUGCAACAGUCUACUUAACUGUCCCCAAACCCAACUCCCACACACCAGUAUUAACACCCCUUCCCCCCAAAAUCACUCAUUUUCUUGUGCCAUAGUAUUCACUGCUGCACAGAACCCCCCCCCACCCACACCCAUCUUUAAAUUAUAUAUCCUCCUCCUCAGAUCUAGAACUUGGGGUCCUAGUAUAUUGCCCUGCUUUCUCAAGCUCUUGUGCUUUCCCUGUAUCAGGACAGAGUCUGAAAGUAUAAAAUCGCCUUAAUGAUAGCUCUAGUUGUCUUUUUGUGUUUGACUUAAUAUGUUGUUUUUGCAAGGAGGCAUCUGAAAAGAUGGGUUUUUUUAACGUGAAAAACUGUUAAAAGAGACUACCCGGUAGUGCCUGGUGUUGGUGUUUUUAUCUCGACUGGUGAUAAUUUUAAAGUUUGAACUAAUGAUUUUCUGUUGAAACGUGUUGAUUAUGUUUGUGAUGAAUGUUGGCAUUAUUUGAUCUUGUUGCUUGUAUUAUUUGAAUUUUGUUAGUGGAGAAGCAAAACUUGUGCAUGUGCUAUAGUAAACCUUAAAUAUUGUUUUCUACAAGUGAUGUAAAGUUUAACUUUUUUGUUGGGAAAAUAUUGAGAAUUAUAGCUUCUUUUUACAAACUCGUUUUAUUUGUAUUUUUAUAUACAUACAUAAAGCAUAAAACAUAUUAUGUUCAGAUUUGAAUUCCUUUUCAUGUUAGAAAACUCUAUACUUACUUGGUACAUUUACAGCAUGAUUUUUAGUAUAUAUAUACAUGUGAGCUAUAACAUAAAAUACAUGUAAAUGAUUAAAGCAUU
Mercenaria mercenaria is the source of this 6310-nucleotide messenger RNA. RefSeq names its product STAM-binding protein-like. Gene Ontology annotation, molecular function: protein binding; K63-linked deubiquitinase activity; metal-dependent deubiquitinase activity. Gene Ontology annotation, biological process: protein K63-linked deubiquitination. NCBI's taxonomy places the organism in Eukaryota, Metazoa, Mollusca, Bivalvia, Venerida, Veneridae. Bases 479 to 1855 code for a protein of 458 amino acids. The transcript is spliced from 10 exons. The record is from RefSeq and is a predicted model, not a curated record. Gene Ontology annotation, cellular component: membrane; endosome.